This is a messenger RNA of Xiphophorus maculatus (southern platyfish), 2237 nucleotides long. It is a transcript of the gene kmo, whose product is annotated as kynurenine 3-monooxygenase. The transcript is spliced from 15 exons. Gene Ontology annotation, molecular function: FAD binding; kynurenine 3-monooxygenase activity; NAD(P)H oxidase H2O2-forming activity. Gene Ontology annotation, biological process: L-tryptophan catabolic process; quinolinate biosynthetic process; NAD+ metabolic process. Gene Ontology annotation, cellular component: mitochondrial outer membrane. The coding region runs from base 58 to 1500 and encodes 480 amino acids. Lineage: Eukaryota; Metazoa; Chordata; Actinopteri; Cyprinodontiformes; Poeciliidae. The record is from RefSeq and is a predicted model, not a curated record.
GCUCUUUGAACCGGACAGAGAGCCGGGUCAGACCAUCGGGGAACUCUGCUGAGCGACAUGGAGGAAUCAGCACACAGACGAGGAGACAAGAAAGUGGUGGCAGUGGUGGGCGGUGGGUUGGUGGGGGCACUCAACGCCUGCUUCUUCGCCAAAAGAGGCUUUGAGGUGGAAGUCUUUGAAACAAGAGAAGAUAUUCGGAAAGCCAAAGUAGUGAAAGGCAGAAGCAUCAACCUGGCUUUGUCCCACAGAGGCCGGCAAGCCCUGAAACAUGUUGGAAUGGAGGAUAAGAUUGUUUCUAAGGGAAUCCCGAUGAAUGCCAGGAUGAUUCAUUCGCUAAGUGGGAAACAAUCUCCGAUCCCGUAUGGGAAGAAAGGACAGUACAUCCUGUCCGUUGACAGAGCCAAUCUGAACAAAGAGCUGCUAACAGAGGCAGAGACGUAUCCAAACACAACGCUGAACUUCGACCACAAACUGCAGGACUGGCGUGCUGAAACCGGACUAAUGACCUUCGCCAGGCCGGACGGAUCCAAGACGCAGACUCAAGCGGACCUGAUCGUCGGUUGCGACGGAGCGUUCUCCGCCGUCCGGAAGCAGUUCCUGCGCCGCAGCCGCUUCAACUACAGCCAGACGUACAUCCCGCACGGAUACAUGGAGCUCACCAUGCCGCCGAGAAACGGGGAGUUUGCCAUGAAGCCAAACUACCUGCACAUCUGGCCCAGAAACACCUUCAUGAUGAUCGCUCUCCCCAACCUGGACAAGACGUUUACCUGCACCCUCUUCAUGCCCUUUGAGGAGUUUGAGAAAAUCACCACAGGAGACGAAGUCAUUGAGUUUUUCCAAAAAUACUUCCCUGAUGCCAUCCCGCUAAUUGGAGCUGCUGCCCUCAGGAGGGAUUAUUUCCGCCUGCCUGCUCAGGCCAUGGUCUCCGUGAAGUGCUCCCCGUAUCACAUCGGGGACAAAUGCGUCCUCAUGGGGGACGCGGCCCACGCUGUGGUGCCUUUCUAUGGCCAGGGGAUGAACGCCGGUUUUGAAGACUGCAUUGUCUUUGAUGAAAUAAUGAAUCAGUUCAAUGAGGAUUUCAGUGUCGUGCUGCCAGAGUACUCCAGGGUCCGGGUUCCUGACGACCACGCCAUCGCAGAUCUGGCCAUGUACAACUAUGUCGAAAUGCGGGCGCACGUCAACUCCAAAUGGUUUAUUUUCAGAAAACAUGUGGACAAUCUACUUCACCUCCUCAUGCCGAAGACGAUUAUUCCUCUUUACACAAUGGUUACUUUCACCAGGACCAGAUACCAUGUCGCUGUGGAGCGCUGGCAUUGGCAGGACAAAGUGAUAAACCGUGGCCUGCUGCUAGGAGCUGUGGGAGCUGCUGUUGGCGGCUCCUAUCUGCUCAUUAAAAAUCCUCCAGAGAUCAACAAGCUCGUUAUCACAGCUGAGAAGAUCUGGAACAAGAUGGCCGCCCUGAAGACGCCGCCUCGUGUCGGCGCCGCCUCUCAGAUCUGACAGACAGGAGCCUCAGAACAUGGGAACGAACAAAUCCAGUUAUUAAAUCUUAUAAUGGAGCAGCAGUGGACUUCAGAUUUAAUUAAUUAGGAUGUUUCAAUUAAAGCAAAUGAACAGAUUUCAUCUUUAUAUAACAUUUUCACAUUAAAAUAAGUCCUUAUUUUUAUUUGUCACAAUAAAAUUAAUGUACAUUGAUGUGGAUUUAUGUUUCUUUUAAAUUAUUUGUAGAUCUAACAGCCUUUUAAUAUGCAUAAAUUAAUUAGUAACCAUGAAAACAAUUCCUUAAUUGUAAAACUGAUACCAAUGUAUAACUUCAAAAGAUGCUGAACAUUCCUCAUUUUAAUUAUUUAUUUUUCACUGAGCUAGUUUCAUAAAAUUACUGCCUUAUUAAAAUAUGACCUUAUUCUAGUAGUUUUAUGGCUUUAAUGUCACAUUGUUACUUUUUUCUCACAUUAUUAUAAUUUUUUUCUCAAACAUAUUUAGGUUACAAUAUUAUGACUGUUCCUGUUUUAUUAUGGCUUUACUUUUGUGUUAUUGUGAAUCUCUCACAUAAUUACAACUUUAUUGUGUUAUUUCAAGUUUAUUAUUGUAAUACGAAUUUUAUUUUCAUAUUAUUGCUACUUUCUUCUGUUAUCACAGCAUUUUCUUUUAUUACUACACCAUUAAUCAGGUAAGUUACAUUACCUGAAUAAAGAUGUAAAGUCGUUUCAGGAAUAAAGAUAAGAUUUUAUUCUUUA